AUGACGCUAGUCAGAAGAAGAGGCCGCGGCAGAGUACCAAAAAGCCAAUCAGUUGAAGAACCGACAAAGUUUCAACCUGGAACACUGCAAUUCAUCAACUCUGCUCAUCCAGAUGAGAUCACAAAUGCAAAUAGUAUCAGAUUGAUAAGAUCCCACGCAGCAAAGCUUUCUCGUGCUCUACAGAAGGACAAGAAGCAAGGCCAAGCUCUCGAAGAAUAUGACCCUGAAAGCUCAGCUGAGGCAGAGUUGAGAUCGCUGGUUCACCAAGAAAGCGAUACACGAUACCGAAAGAUCAUGCCUAAAUCAAAAGUACAUGAACUGACUGGAAAUCGACCACCAAGUCCUCUCCAGUUGAUUGGCGGUGCUCGCAGUGUCGCAUACACAGGAUUUGCGAGGCCACUUUCAGAUGAUGAGCACUAUCUCUUUGAUUUCUAUCUAAACUAUGUUAUUUCUUACGGAUACACAGCAUGCUAUGCCCAGGAUGAUGAGCGGAACUUUAGCUACCUCAUGAGACAUAUCUGGGUGCCCAAUGCAAUGUCUAAACUCAGUCUUAUGGCUGCCGUCUUUCACGUGGCGUGCCGGAACUAUGCCGCCGCCACAAAUAAUGAUCUAUCAAGCAAAUUUGCGGUCAAAAAACUCCAAUAUCGACUGACAUGCAUCCAAAUGGCCAAGGACGCCAUCGAAUCGGAGGCUGUCGCUACAGAUACAACUAUCGCAUUGGCAAUGCUGAUGGCCUCUGAAGCAGUGAGCAUUCCUUCCCACUCUUUGGUUUCACUCUUUAUUCUAAGAAAAAGGCUAACUGGAUCAUUGUAG
This is a messenger RNA of Fusarium musae, 813 nucleotides long. RefSeq lists its product as uncharacterized. The record is from RefSeq and is a predicted model, not a curated record. NCBI's taxonomy places the organism in Eukaryota, Fungi, Ascomycota, Sordariomycetes, Hypocreales, Nectriaceae. Bases 1 to 813 code for a protein of 270 amino acids. The transcript has 2 exons.